AUGCCAACGCACGACCAAAAUCCAGGCAAGAAAGCGUACUCCGGAUUUGGAAAUCUGAUGCUCGAAAAGAUGGGGUGGAAACACGGAGACGCGUUGGGCGCGAACCCGUCGAAAGGCUUGAAAGAAGCCAUCUCUGUGGAUAUGAAAAACGAUCGAGAAGGCGUCGGGAAAGAGAAAAAGGAGAGGUAUAACUGGGAGGAGAAGUGGUGGGAAGGGCACUUUAAAUCCGCGGCGGAGAAAUUCGCGCUGGCAGUCGUCGAAGGAGGAGGUAAAGGAGGAGGAAAAGACGACGACGACGAGAGGAAGGGAAAAGGGAACACAUCGAAUUCGUCGUCGUCGUCGUCGGAGAGCGAAGAUGAGUUCGAACGAAACGUUCGCGAAAUAACCUCUGGUAAUAAUGUUUUGACGACGAAAGAAGAAGAACUUAAAGAAGAAAAAGGCGACGACGGCGUGAAAUACAACGGGUGCCAGAAAGAGCUCGAAGUCGCGAGGGAAAUUGCGAGAGAACAGAGUUCGUUUCGAGGAAGGAAAGGAAAGUUGAAACGCAUCGCCGGUUUCGAAGAAGCGCAGAUGAACGCUUUGUUGAAGAAACGCGGUUUUAGCCGAGAAGAGACGAUCAUGAACACGAAUUUAGAGAUUAGGGAAAUUAGAAAAGCGGAGGAGAAAGACGACGACGAUGAAGAACGAAAAGAACGAGAAGAGAACACGAAGAAGAAGAGACGAAAGAAUUUUGAAGAGAAGAAGAAAGGCGGCGAGGCGUACGAAGGAAAACCGUCGGAAACGACGGAAAAAUUUUCGUGGUGGCGCAACGCCGGAUUUUCCUGGGGCGGUUUAGUCGGGAGUAAACGAGAGUUAGAUCGAGACGUCGAUAUCAACGAGGAUAAUCACAAAGAGAAUAAUGAGAAUGGGUUCACGGAGGAUAAGCAGGAGGAUAUAUUCAACCAGGCGCACCAAAUGGCCUCGGCGAAAGGGUCGAGACGCGGUUUAGGCGAUAAGGCCAAGCUUGGGAAGGAGUUUACGGGGACCAAGAGAAGUUUCGACGAGGACGAAGAAAAAGAAGACUUUGAGAAGAAAAAGAGGAAGGAGGAGAAGAAGAUGAAGAAGAAGAAAGAGAAGAAGAAAGAGAAGAACAAGAGUAAAACGAGAGACGAGGACAAUGUCGGGGAAAAGAAGAAGUCCUCGUCCAAGAAGAAGAAAUCCAAGAAGACAAAGUAA
Bathycoccus prasinos is the source of this 1215-nucleotide messenger RNA. RefSeq lists its product with no specific name. Gene Ontology annotation, molecular function: nucleic acid binding. The transcript has a single exon. Gene Ontology annotation, cellular component: nucleolus. The record is from RefSeq and is a predicted model, not a curated record. Bases 1 to 1215 code for a protein of 404 amino acids. Gene Ontology annotation, biological process: regulation of ribosome biogenesis. NCBI's taxonomy places the organism in Eukaryota, Viridiplantae, Chlorophyta, Mamiellophyceae, Mamiellales, Bathycoccaceae.